Molecule: messenger RNA, 3318 nt
Organism: Pyrenophora tritici-repentis Pt-1C-BFP
Lineage: Eukaryota; Fungi; Ascomycota; Dothideomycetes; Pleosporales; Pleosporaceae
Source: RefSeq, a predicted model, not a curated record
ACUCACAUGUGGAGAGUUUGCAAUUGCUUCUAGACACAUCUUGGUCCCGACAAUCAUCUCAGCUCCUACCACAUAGAGGUUGCUCCCUCCGAGCACCUUACCCACUACUCACACGAAUAUGGCAACACGUCGCAAACUCGAAGCCAGCGAUAGCGACAAUACGCAAUUCUCCACAAGCACGUCUAGCGACACGAUGCGGCCACCCACGUCGUCGGCACGUCGCUCGCCCUUUCUCCCCACGCGCCUCGAAGCGCAACUCAUAGCUAUCUACCCCAUCACCCUACUUCUUGGGAGCAUAUUCAGCACUCUUUCACCUUCAACGCGUAGCGCCCCUUAUUCAGCAAGCCUACAAUCACACCCCACCGAAUUCGCGCCCUCGUACUUUGCGCAAAAGAAGAACGUCUUCAAUGUAUACUUUGUGAAAGUAGGCUGGUUCUGGACAACACUGGCUUUUACCUUUUUCGUCACCCUCCACCCUGGCUUUGGGCAGGGGGCGAGCGCGAGGCGGAUCAGGGCGGUGCUGAGGUAUGGCCUUGUCACGACGUGGUGGUGCUUUUUGACACAGUGGUUUUUUGGCCCGCCGCUGAUCGACCGCGGUUUCCGAUUUACGGGCGGUCAAUGCGAGUUGUUGAGGAAGUCAGAUGCAAGGGAAGACAUGAGCAAUACAAGAGAGUACAUCACAGCGGCUACAUGCAAGGCCGUGGGUGGGACAUGGAAGGGCGGUCAUGAUAUUUCUGGACACGUCUUUUUGCUCAUACUAGGAAGCUCGCUCCUUUGGCUAGAGUUCCUGCCUGCAUUGACGCACGUCGAGGGCUUGAGAGAUGGUAGGUUAAUCACGCUACCCGAUGGCAAGGUCGCCAGUGUCGCUGUGGAGAAGGAGCUGGUCAAGGAAGAGGGCGAAGCCACUGCAAGAGGAGUCAAGUUUGCGCUCGGUGUUGCAGGUCUGAUGUGGUGGAUGUUACUCAUGACGGCUGCCUACUUCCACACUUGGUUCGAGAAGUUUACGGGACUCCUGGUUGCCUUUGCGGGGUUGUGGACUGUCUACUUUCUACCGAGAGGCGCAUCUAACGAUAUUCGGAUCACUCCGGCCCUACUCGAUGCCAAAGCUAGUACAUCACAUGGCCCUGAUGACAAAGUUGAUGAGUUGACAAUCAAGGCAGCUGGAACAAAUUUCACGUUGACCGCCGAUGGCAUGUCUUACCUCUUCCACGUGGAUACGAAGACUGGAGAUCUCAUCUCCGAUCACUUUGGAGGCCCGACUACCGACUUCACACCACCCGCCAAAAUCAAUCCUUCCGGCUGGGUCGAUAAAUUAGGCAACACCCGUCGCGAGUUCCCUGACAUUGGCCGUGGCGACUUCCGCUUACCUGCAAUUCACAUUGAGCACGCGGAUGGUGAUACCGUGACCGCCUUCCGUUACCAAUCCCACGAGAUUGUCGAUGGAAAGCCUGGUUUACCUAAGCUUCCUGCUACGUAUGGAAAAGUUGGAGAUGUCACGACUGUCAUUGUGCACAUGUACGACAACGUAUCCGAUGUCUCGGCUGCCUUGUCAUACUCCAUCUUCCCGCGUUACAACGCUAUUGCACGUAGCUUCAGCAUCAGCAACAAUGGAAGUAGCGAUAUCGUCAUCGAAAGAGCGUCGAGCUUCAGUACCGAUUUCCCCAACCUCGAGUUGGAAAUGAUCGAGCCGUACGGUGAUUGGUCGCACGAGUUCCAGACUGUAAAGCGCAAGAUCGACUAUGGCGAGACCUCUUUCCGCAGUACGGCAGGUUACGCUUCGCAUCUACACAACCCUUUCUUCACACUUGUUUCGCCCACUACGACUGAAUCGACUGGUGAGGCAUGGGGGCUUCAGUUUGGUGUGGACUGCAUCCGUGUGGCGCCAGGAGCAACUUUCCAGUCGCCCGAAGCGGUGGGCGUCUACUCCUCUAAUGGUGUUGGUGGCAUGUCUCGUUCAUUCCACGAUCUCUACCGAAACCAUCUCUCCCGCUCAAAGUUCACAUCCCAGACGCGACCCAUCCUACUCAACUCGUGGGAAGGCCUAGGAUUCAACAUCAAUGAAACAUCGCUGGUCAAGUUAGCCGGUGAGGCGGAGGAGAUUGGCAUCGAGCUGUUUGUCAUGGACGAUGGAUGGUUCGGUGUCGAAUACCCGCGUAACAAUGACUCCAUGGGUCUCGGAGACUGGACGCCCAACCCAGCAAAAUUCCCCUCUGGACUGCGCCCAUACGUCGAACAAGUCAACAAGUUCAACAUACUGAACUCCACAACACCUUUACAAUUCGGUAUCUGGGUAGAACCCGAGAUGGUCAACCCGAAUUCGACCUUGUACAAGGAGCAUCCCGACUGGGUCUUGCAUGCCGGAAAACAUGAGCGAACUCUUACACGAAACCAACUCGUCUUGAACGUGGGACUGACCGAAGUACAAGACUUCAUCAUCGACAGUGUCUCGCGCGUGCUCGACUCGGCCAACAUCCAGUACGUAAAGUGGGACAACAACCGUGGUAUGCACGAGCUUGCUCGUCCAUCAGACGACUACACCUACAUCCUGGGUCUCUACCGCGUCAUCGACACCCUCACCACAAAGUACCCUGACGUUCUCUUCGAAGGCUGCGCUUCAGGUGGUGGUCGCUUUGAUCCAGGACUGCUACACUACUGGAGCCAACAUUGGACAAGUGACAACACCGACGCCAGCAACCGUCUCACCAUUCAAAUGGGCACCUCGCUUGUCUACCCACCAUCAGCAAUGGGCUGCCAUGUCUCCGCCGUCCCCAACCAACUCACCAAACGCAACAUCAGCAUCGAGUACCGCGGCCACGUAGCAAUGAUGUGCGGCUCCUUCGGUCUCGAGCUGAACCCCUCCGAGCUCUCCGCCGAAGAAACCGCACUUAUCCCAUCCAUUAUGGCAGAAGCCAAAGCCGUAAACCCCAUCGUCAUCUCCGGCCACUUCUACCGCCUCGCGCACCCUGAUGUAUCGAAUUGGCCCGGUGUCCAGUUCGUCAGCGCUGAUGGCGCGCAGGCGGUCGUGUUUGCGUUCCAGCAGUCGUACAUGGUGAAGCCGGCGGCACCGCCGCUGAAGUUGCAGGGCUUGGAUCCCAAGGCGAGGUACAGUAAUGAUUUGGAUAAUGCGACGUAUAGUGGGGCUACGUAUAUGAAUGGUGGGCUUAAUAUCCCCUGGCCUCAGGGCGAUUAUCAGAGUAAGCUUAUUUGGCUGAACAAGGUUACUGCGAAUGGAUCGCAAGCGAGGGAGGCACCUAUCUGCUGAUGGGACGGAAGUUGGUGUGUUUAGAAUUAACUCUAAUAAUCUAAACGGUGAAGCAA